AUGGGAAUGCCGAGUUUUCACCCGUUUUCGCCUACAAGGCUGGAUUGCGUCCGACUGCGUGAUGAGAAAUUUGCAGUGAAAGUUUGUGCUCCAUCGUCGCACCUUGCUCGAAAGGUCUCAAUCCACCCAGAAUGGGACUGGACUGUACAUCCCAGCUCGGCGGCCACAGAGAUCCACUUGGAACCUUCACAUCGCGAUCCGGGCCUCACGGAGUAUUUUGAAAGUCGUGAAGCCCAUGCGGGCCUGGCGAAGGCCAAUCGAGGCUUCGAGCGACGGUCGGCAAGCCCUGUUGUCGGCUUGGCCCGCAGAGAAUACGUCCAUCGGGCAAUUCCACAGUUUCCGUUAUGCUUAGCGAGUGGUGGAGCUUCGACUCUAGCGUCGCCCCACGUUGAGACGGGAAUGGCCUCUCGCUCGGAUGAUCGGAUAGGGGACGGCAUGUCCGAGCGACGGGGGUUUGUCAUCCAAAAUGGUACAUACCCAACUGGGAAUCUCCUCCUAUAUUGA
Messenger RNA from Penicillium oxalicum, 504 nucleotides. RefSeq lists its product as uncharacterized. The transcript is spliced from 2 exons. NCBI's taxonomy places the organism in Eukaryota, Fungi, Ascomycota, Eurotiomycetes, Eurotiales, Aspergillaceae. The coding region runs from base 1 to 504 and encodes 167 amino acids. The record is from RefSeq and is a predicted model, not a curated record.